CCGCUCGUCCAUCAUGGAACUCCCGCGCCGGAGGAACUCCCUCUCGCAGGAGGUGCACACCCCGCAAGGGUUCGUGGUGAGGAGGAGGGCCCUGCACUACCUGUUCGUGCUGGGCACGGAGCUGGGCAACGAGACCUUCUACAUCACAUUCUUCCCAUUCCUCUUCUGGAACGUGGACGCGCUGGUGGCGCGCAGGAUCAUCAUGGUGUGGGUCUGGGUCAUGUUCCUGGGCCAGAGCGCCAAGGACUUGCUGAGGUGGCCGCGGCCUGCCUCGCCGCCCGUCAUCAAGGUGGAGGUGUUCUACGACUCGGAGUACGGGAUGCCCUCCACGCACGCCAUGUCCGGCACGGCGCUGCCCUUCGCUAUCUUCGCGCUCACGCUGGGUCGGUUCGAGUACCCAGCUGUCCUGGGCCUGGCUCUCGCCUGCUGCUGGUGCCUGCUCGUCUGCCUCAGCCGCCUCUACAUGGGCAUGCACUCCAUUCUGGACGUGGUGGUGGGCGUGCUUUGUAGCGUGGCCAUCCUCUCCGUGCUGCUGCCCUCGCUGGAGACCCUCGACAGCCUCGUGCUGCACUGGGGCGGCCCCGCAGAGGCCUCCUCCUCCUCGCAGAACCAGGCUACAGUGGGCGGGCUGGCAUGGUGGCUGCGCGGCGUGACCGGCGGUGCGGCGGUGGCGCUGGCGCACGUGGCGGCUGCCCUGGCGGCGUUCACGCUGGAUGGCUGGAGCACGUCACGCGGCGACACCGCUCAGAUCCUCGCUGUUGGCGCCGGCGUGGCGAGCGGCUCGCGCGUCAACCGCCUCCUAGGGCUGCUGGCCACCACGCAGGCUCCCUCGGAGCGACUGCCCCUGCCCGUGCUUCCCGGCCUGCCUCAGCUGCCCGGCGCCCUGGUGCGCACAAUCGCUCGUGUGCUGCUCGGUUCCGCCAUCCUGCUCGCAACCAAGGCUGCUCUCAAGUCCACGAGCAUCCCGCUCGCAUGCUGGCUGUUUAGCAUCCCGGGCGAUGAUGUGAGCGUGGCACGGCGCCACGCGCAAGUCGAGCUGCCUUACCGCUUCAUCACGUACGGCGCCGUCGGCUUCAGCGCCGCCUGCCUCGUGCCGUGCGCCUUCUCACUCGUCGGCCUCUCCUGAUUCCUGCCCUCGGAUCGCCGACCUCGGCACCUACUCCGGACUCGACUGGAAAUAACAUAGAAAGAAAAAAUUCUCCUCCCCGGAGUCGUGGGGAGAACUCUUCGUGGGAGGGUGCGUUAUUUUUCUAGUUUUUAGAUUAUUUUUCCGUAAAACGUGCCGGGUGUUUGAGUGUCGAAAAUUUACACGAGAUGAAACUUGAAGGUGCUUCGAGUCUGAUUUCACCCGUGCUCCGGCAGUCGGGGUUGUUCUCCCUGACAUGCCAGCGAUCCGAUGGUGCUGCUCUGAGAUUCCUUUCCUGCCCCACUGCCACGAGUCUUCAUGCCCACGUGGUGCCAAAAAAGUGGCGGCAGCGUUUUGAUCUCCCGCUGGACGUCAGGUUUUUUCUGCGCACACGUCAGCGCCGUUAAUUAUUAUAAUAAACACGAGUGCAGUGCUUGACUCUCUGCCGCCCCCUACGCACAGGGCACGUGGCCGGCAAUGUCUUGUGGUUGGGUAGGAGGCACGAGUUUGCAACUAGAGUAAUCGGUGUGCACAAAUGUUCUGUCUCAUCUCACAUUUAUCAGCUCCCAAGUGCAAUGGUGUCAUUUGCCACGAUUUGCAUGUGACCGGCAAACGUAUAAUGGACAGUCCGGAGAGACCGGCAUUUGAGCGGGGUCUUUAAAUGUAACAAUCGCAUGCAUCGUCGAGUCUAAACGUUUAAAAUGUUGAGAGAACUAAUGUUGCGACCGCUCCUCUACCUGUGUGUACAAAACCUUUGGCUUGAUACUCUCAAGGUCAUGCAGCAGUGGCUUUGAGAACAGAAUCACUUUACGAGGGUAAAUUCGGUUGUGUGGGCUGUAGGCAUGAGGUGUGAUGAUUAUAUGGGCGUACUAACAUUUUGUUUAUAUUUGUGUACAUGUAUAUAAAGAAUGUUGCACCACUUAUAUCGCGAGGAUUCUUGAAAGCGUGCCUGGGUCGGUGCGAUUGUCCCCUUCUUGAAGGGUAUCUCCAAUGCAGUAAUAAUUACUCUCCAGGCAAGCGCCGCCCUUUGAUUUACCGCUGACUGGACUGCUCUUGAAUUGUAAAUCAUAAAGAUUUUUUAAACGUU
This is a messenger RNA of Lethenteron reissneri (Far Eastern brook lamprey), 2213 nucleotides long. It is a transcript of the gene SGPP1, whose product is annotated as sphingosine-1-phosphate phosphatase 1. Gene Ontology annotation, molecular function: sphingosine-1-phosphate phosphatase activity. Gene Ontology annotation, biological process: sphingosine metabolic process. Gene Ontology annotation, cellular component: endoplasmic reticulum membrane. The record is from RefSeq and is a predicted model, not a curated record. Lineage: Eukaryota; Metazoa; Chordata; Hyperoartia; Petromyzontiformes; Petromyzontidae.